This is a messenger RNA of Monopterus albus (swamp eel), 2342 nucleotides long. RefSeq lists its product as uncharacterized. The transcript has 6 exons. The record is from RefSeq and is a predicted model, not a curated record. Bases 87 to 2342 code for a protein of 751 amino acids. Lineage: Eukaryota; Metazoa; Chordata; Actinopteri; Synbranchiformes; Synbranchidae.
AGGUCUCCACCAACAGGAUAAAACAAAGUGGAGUAUUAUCAGGAGCGGAGCAGCUGCCUGCUUGCAUCUGAUUGAGGAGUCUUAAAAUGUGGUCGAUGCCAGCUGCGCACAUGGUGUGCAUCCUGUUUGGGAUCUUAUGUGAUGUCAAGCAAGUAUAUACACAGCCCAAAUUAAUGCAGACUUCUAAUGAGACCGCCCAACUAGAGGAAGACCUCCAUAAAAUUAUCAGUCAUAUCCACUCUUUGUCCAGUGAAAAUGAAGAUACACAGAGUUUCAACACCUCUUCCAGGAGAGAGAGUUUUAACUUUAAUGCAUAUUAUGGUGUAUUGAGUAACCUGUUAGCUCUCUUCCAACCACUACUAAGAGAGGGAUUCAUAGAGUCCCUUCCCAUAACUCUAGUUUGUCUUUUGUCUGGGAGGCAGGAUUGUGGACUGGAGGCAGAGCUAACAAAGGUGGUGUUUCUGGAGUUAGGAAAGCCACUGCUAGGGUUUGUGUCGUCUCAAAGAUCCCAGGCAUGCCCUUCUCUGAACAGUAAUGCAGAUUCAAACAGCUUCUUCAAUUACUAUCUGAGGAUGGGGCAAUCAACUGUGACCACGUUGCAUAGUUUUCAGCAAACAUUUUUAAAUAUCCUGUCAAAUAUCCCUCUUUCUGGGAAUCUGAUGAGUGCUGUGAGCAGCCUUGUGGAUGCCGCUGUGAGAUAUGCCACAACGUUUAUGGCAAUGUUACUCCAACUACCAAUGGACUACAUCAAAAUAGCUUUACAGUUUGGGAUUAGAAUACCAUCUUUAGAUGGAAAAGAGACCUGUGAGCAAGGAGAUCUCAAGCAGCUCAUUAUGUGGGGAAUAAACCACAAUGUGAGCUGGUCCCUCACUAACUCCAUCAUUGACAUCCUCCUGGAUAUCUUCCUGCCUCCAGAACAGCCUCUGUGCACAUAUCCAGGGCCAGAGUGCCAGAAUCCUAGUGUCCCCUUCCAACCCAGCAUCAAAGAGGCAAAAAGUGAUACUGACAACCGUGACAUCCUUCUACAGUGUGACCGCCACAAUCUGGCAAGGCUCAAUGACACACUAUGUGCUGACAUCCUCAUGGGUUCUAGCGUGGGGUCCUCUACAUCCCUGCAUAUCAUUUGCCAAGCACUAAGCUCCCUCAGCCCCAAUCAGAUAGAGAAUGUGUGGAGCAAUGUGUGUUACGUUAUUCAAGCACUGAUGUCCCCACUCCUCAGCAGGUCAUCUGACUGCAGCCCUGGGGACACGCAGCCUUCCCCUUCCGUCACCCCUCUAUCUAAGACUCUUCCCCUCCUCAGUUCUGCACCUCAUCGAGUAGCCAGAGAAGCCUCGAACCUCAAACAGCUGGCCUGUAACUACAGCAGCUGGUUAGAAAACAAGGCAGUGGACGCUGUCCUUGUGACAGUGUGCAGUGAUAACGAACGAGAGACGUUUGUGAAGCAGGUGUGUAACAAUGCUAUGUUGAUGAGGAAGCUGCUCACAGACAAGAUGAACAGCUGGCUGUAUGUGUACUGUGCCAACUCCUCUGCUGACCAUGCGUACAUGGUGAGUCAUUUCUGCAACUAUGAGCUCUGGAUUGACCAGCCAUCAGUCCAGGUGGGCCACCUCUUACUGGACUUCUGCAUGAGGCUGGACAGUCCCAGACUGACCAGAGCCAUUUGUGAGCACACUGGAUUCUUCAUGCUUUUAUUUUCUAACCCUGAAAAUGCCCAGUUCAUGCCUAACUGCACAAAUGUGUACCCUUUACCACCACUCUUUAACAUGGAUUCACUAGAGUUAGAUUCUUGUCAUUACUCAGAGUGGUAUAACAUCACGCAAAUUACUGUCAGUGUUUUGUUACAGUGUAUCCGACUCGAUCAGAGUGGUUUUACUCAAGAGGUUUGCGCUAACAAGACAUUUCUAGAUAGCCUACUGCUUAACAAGGCAAAUGACUGGCUUGAGAAUCACUGCGAUACCGCUCUCACCUUGCCAACCUCCGAGCAAACCCCAGUUUUUGGCAUCGCAGAUUGGUGUGACUACAGCACAUGGGGAGAGUGGCAGGUGGACGAGUCAGUAGUUGGCUUCUGUUGGCAAAAUGAUAAAGUUGCUUUCCAGAAGAAUGUCUGCUGCAAUGUGUCUAUGUUUGAAAUGCUAUUGCAAAACCCUCAGAACCAAUGGUUGCUGUCAGGCUGCACAGACCUACAGGAGAUAACGGCGUCACCACAGGUGUGCACAUACUCUGAGUGGACCAGUCCCAUCAUUGUGGACAUGACUGAGCUAGCUCUUUGUGCUGAGAUGGACACACUUAACUUCACCACCAAAAAACUUGGUAAAGCAGUUGAACUGGACCUGCUCAGCUGA